Gossypium raimondii (Peruvian cotton) is the source of this 1497-nucleotide messenger RNA. RefSeq names its product pheophytinase, chloroplastic. The record is from RefSeq and is a predicted model, not a curated record. Gene Ontology annotation, cellular component: chloroplast. The transcript is spliced from 7 exons. NCBI's taxonomy places the organism in Eukaryota, Viridiplantae, Streptophyta, Magnoliopsida, Malvales, Malvaceae. The coding region runs from base 207 to 1337 and encodes 376 amino acids.
UAGCCACAACUCCUCAAAGUUACAGCAACCACAGAAAUGGCCGGCUUAGAACCUUAAACCUUUAAAAACCAUGUCUUUAAAUAUCAUCCUUUUGUAUCUUUCAAUGUCUCUCAUUCAUGUUCUUAAAAACCCCAUUUUUCCCCUUCUCAGCCAUUAAUUAAAGGCCUCUCCUUUGUUAGUUUCAGGGGGUUUUAGUUUUAGAAAACAUGUCUUCAUCUUCUUCAUGUGGUGUCUCACCUUCAGUUAGGACUCAAAUUUUAAACCCAAUCUCUAGCAGGUUCUUUGCUCCUUCAAGAAUCAAUUUUCAACCAAGAAGCAAAUGUGAGAUGAUAAACAGGAGGGGUUUUGCUUUGAAGGGGAUUGUGGCAUCUGGUGUCUCAGUUAUGGGAUCUUCUUUGACCAGUGAACCUGUUCAAGGAGUGGAGAGAUUACCGUUCAAGCCAGAUGGAUACAAUUUUUGGACAUGGCGUGGUCGGAAAAUACAUUACGUAGUACAAGGAGAAGGAUUCCCUAUUGUUCUUAUUCAUGGAUUUGGUGCUUCAGCUUUCCAUUGGAGGUACAACAUACCUGAAUUGGCUAAAAACUACAAAGUUUAUGCCAUAGACUUGCUAGGAUUUGGGUGGAGCGAGAAAGCGAUUAUUGAGUACGAUGCAAUGAUAUGGAGAGAUCAAGUUGUCGAUUUUUUGAAGGAGGUCGUAAAAGAGCCAACUGUUUUAGUCGGAAACAGUCUUGGAGGGUUCACGGCUUUGGUUGCAGCGGUGGGGUUGCCUGAACAAGUGGUUGGCCUGGCAUUGCUGAAUUCCGCAGGACAGUUUGGAGACACGAAGGCUAAAACCACGGAAUCUGAGGAAACAUUCCUGCAGAAGUUUGUUUUAAAGCCAUUGAAGGAAGUUUUCCAACGUGUAGUCCUUCAGGUUUUGUUCUGGCAAGCGAAGCAACCGACUCGGAUCGAAUCCGUCCUAAAAAAUGUAUAUAUCAAUACCUCCAAUGUGGAUGAUUAUCUCGUGGAAUCCAUUAAAAUGCCUGCGGAUGAUCCCAACGCCGGAGAAGUGUACUAUAGGUUAAUGACACGGUUCAUGCUGAAUCAAACCGAGUACACCCUAGACAGUUUCUUGAGCAAGCUAACAUGUCCGUUGCUGUUGCUGUGGGGUGACUUAGAUCCUUGGGUCGGUCCGGCAAAGGCUAACAGGAUCAAAGAAUUCUACCCGAACACGACACUCGUAAACCUAAAGGCGGGACACUGUCCGCACGAUGAAGUCCCAGAACUUGCUAAUAAGGCUUUGGUGGAUUGGUUAUCAACUAUAGCAAAAAAAGCUUCUUCUCUCCAAACAGUGUGAAAGAUACCCAGUUUUAUGACAUUAUAUCUAAUCACUCUUUGGUAAUAGGAUUUACUUGUAAUAUAAUUGUAAAUACAUUGAUUGAAUUAAACCCAUGAAUCUCACCAUAUUAAUCCAUUUUUCAUGUAUAUGCAAGACAGUUUAUAAUUGUUUAUUACAA